Penicillium cinerascens is the source of this 3375-nucleotide messenger RNA. RefSeq names its product NPA1/URB1 family protein. Gene Ontology annotation, cellular component: nucleolus. NCBI's taxonomy places the organism in Eukaryota, Fungi, Ascomycota, Eurotiomycetes, Eurotiales, Aspergillaceae. The record is from RefSeq and is a predicted model, not a curated record. Gene Ontology annotation, biological process: maturation of 5.8S rRNA from tricistronic rRNA transcript (SSU-rRNA, 5.8S rRNA, LSU-rRNA); maturation of LSU-rRNA from tricistronic rRNA transcript (SSU-rRNA, 5.8S rRNA, LSU-rRNA). The transcript has 5 exons. The coding region runs from base 1 to 3375 and encodes 1124 amino acids.
AUGUCGCACGUCACAGAGCAUCCUUUUCGUGCGAAACGAAGAAAGCUUGACGAGGACUCUCAGGAGAACAGCGAGGCAACAAUUAAAAACCCCUCCCAGCUGCGCAACCUGCUCGCUUUCCAGCAGAAUCCUCCGGCCGCUAAGCAAGGAAUAAUCAAAUUUAAGGAGUUUUUGAAUUCUAUUCACGACCCUGAGAAGGAGAAUGAAAAGGCCCAGAAGCUCCAAGUCUUGAAAGGCUAUUGCGAUAAGCAAAUCUCCCCGGGCAAAGAGGAGGAAGAUUCCGUCUGCUUUCCAGACCUCAUCCAGACCUGGAGCCUGGGCGACAGCAGCAACCAUGACUCUCUGCUGACCAACGUUCCCUCGGUUCUUGCCAUCUUCCUUAAGACCAUCUCCCGCGAGCUUGAGUUCCGGGAGUUCGGACUGGCGCUGUGCAAGCAUUUGCUGCAGAAGGACCAACUGAGACUCUUCAACCGUGGCCUUACAGCCACCAAGUCUAAAGAGCACCUCAUCUCGCCUUGCCUUCGUCUUCUUACGGAGAUCGUUACAUUUGAUGGAGGUGCUGUUGCCAGGCAACUCUACAACCGCCGUUACAUCACCUUCAAGCGCCUUGAAGUCUUUUUGACGCCUAACAAGGCCCAGCUUGAGACCUCGGAGGACGAAACUCAAAAGUCGACUUUGCGAAGAAACGCCCAGCGGUAUCUGCUUGCGAAUUUAAGGGUUCAACAUGAGCUCGAGAAGAGCGACAUCAUUGAGCAACACAAGCUCACCCGAGCGUUCCUCGACUACAUUCGGAAAGACUCCCGGCAUGUUGCCCUGGAAAUUAUCAGGGCUAUUGAGAAGGACAUCGUGCAAGACGCCUCGCUGUCGCGCAAAUCGAAGAGCAAGUUUUUCAAUCGGUUCAACCUGGAGAAGCUGGUGACGCUCUAUGGCUAUGAUCGCGAAUCAGAAGAGCCCAAUCCGGAAAACAUCUCGAUUGCGAAUGAGAUACACAAACUUUUGAUGACUAUCUGCAAGACUGCGGGUCUUGGCGUUCUUCUUCCUGAGACAGGCUGGUAUCCGGUCGGAACCGAUCCCGAAACCCUCCCCGUCGAGGACGACGGCUGCAUUGAGUUGGGUCUCGACUCACCUGUCUAUGUUGACAAGUACCGGGAAUCUGUUCCUGUCCGAAACAACUCUCUUUCAUACCUUAUCCAAUGUCUUCGUCCCGACGUGGAUAGUCUGCAGAUUGAACUGCUGGUGACAAUCUUCAAGGCGGCGCCGGAGUUGAUCGCCGACUUCUACUCCAAGAAGACCAUGUUCACCGCGGAUCCUAAAGCAACCCCUUCGUGGAUGGCUGAAUCCGCCUUGCUCUUCUCCACUGUUCAGCUGCCUGUCCCUACAAACUGUGGCUGGAGAGAAAGACAGCCCAUUCUGCCGCCGCCAGUCUCGAUCGUCAUUGAAAACAUCCUCCCCCGUCCCAUGAGCCAGAAGGUCAUGGCUCGGUGCUUGAACCAGAAUGCGGAGAUUAUCACUCUCUUCGCUGUGCGUAUCUUGACACUUGCGUUCAACAAAUUGCGCUCCGUUCUGAAGAUCUUCCGAGCUGAACAUGGACACGCCCAAUUGUUCUGGAACCAGGCCUCCUCCAAACUGCUCGCUGAGUUUUCUCGCCGGUGCCCCGCCGUGAAGGAUGUGAUUCUUCUUUUCCGGCGAACAGCCAAAGAGGAUAUGCAGCAGCAAGACGCCGUUGCGGAAUUAUUGACCUGCUACUAUGAAGUGAUGCCCGACAUUGCGUUGGAGGAAACCUUCGAUGUUUCGCUGGUUUUGGUGGACGUGCUCAAGCGAUUGGAAGAGCCGGAAGUCAGCUCUGAAGAUUCCGAGCUUCUUUUGAGCCAGUUGCAGAGCGUCCUGCAAAUCGCACAGCAGUCUGCUUCCAUGCGUUGGUGGCAAAAGCCAGCUUCCAUGCAAUAUUCUCCUUUUACAUCGAUUCUCAAAGUCCUUGUGGAGACCUCAGACAAGGAUUCCUCACGCCGCAUCUCUAUCCUUCUGAGAACUGUCCUUGCGGAGAGCUUUGUUCUUCGGAACUCGCCGCGGUCAUUCAAUUCUCUCUUGUCAAGCCUCGAAGAUUCCGAGGCCGGAACCCUCCAUAAGCAAUUGAUUUUCUUCGACAAUUGCGUGUCUCGGGUUGCCAAGAAGCCUGUUCACUAUGUGGACCUGCUUGAGUCUCUAUCCGAAGAUGCUGCCAACAAUUUGAGCCCCCUCGUUGCGGCGAUAGUCGAGCAGUGGCCUUUCGUCAUCAAGGCAGGAGAUGAAACGACCGAAAUUGCCGUUGGAUCGUGGAUUGCUAAGCUCUUCGGACAAUUGAAGCAGGGCGGCGAGAGUGAAAGUGCACUAAAGGCUGCUCGCGAUGCUUUGAUCGAGGCCACCGAGGCCAAGAAGCCCCGGUCUCAGUUCAAGAAAUGUCUCAAGGAGUCAGAAGAUGCAGACGAUGAUGACAAGAUGGACAUUGAUUCUGCGCCGACCCAGGUAGCUUCGUCCGUCAACGCAGAGGUGGACCUCGAUGAGAUCUUUGGCUUCCUACCUACCGAAGCCACAACGCACAACGCAUUGCACAAGUGGGAACGAGUGGAUGAAGAGGAAGCAGUGGAACAAGGCCACAUUGCUGAGCUGAUGCUAUGCCUGUGUUCUGAGCAUGAGGAAGUUCGACGACAGGCAUUUGCCAAUCUUGCACGGUUCAUGGCAAAGCUGAAGGAAUCUAAAUAUACUGAAUGGCGCUGCGUGUAUACGCUCACAGGCGAACUGCUGGAAACAGUCAACGGUAUUGGCCUCGACAAGCCCGUUCCGUGGAUCAUUGGUGAAUGUGCCUCCAACUGCCUAUCAGUCCUGAUAAACCCCCUACACAAGGUGUAUGGCAAGGUCAACAAGUUCUUGCAAAAGGCCCCAGUCUGGGAAUUGGAGAAGAUCCCGUCCUACUGGAUCGACAAGAUCUUCUUGCACGAGCCCGAGCUUGAUGAUGGGUAUUUCGACGAGAUCGACUGGCUGCUAGGACUAUUCGUGAAAAGUCUUCGUAGCAAGGCUGAUAUGGAGAUUUACCGUCGCGCAAACGUCUUCGAGCGCAUCCUCUCUCUUUACCAAUCCCCAAGCCUGGGUUCCGCGAGCCAGCGUAAGAUUUUGCAUGUCAUCUACCGGGCAGCGCAGGUCGGCGGCAGCACAACCCUGAUCACUCGUGCGGCCGUCAUCAGUUGGAUCCAGCUUCAGAUCGCCGAAGCUGACGGAAAGGAGGCUGCCCUGCUCUCGGCUUUGGCCCGGACCCUCUACGAAACGUCCGAUCGCGAGCGGGUCGAUGCUUGGAGUAACGGCACCCUUGAGUCUACGAUUGAGAAGAUUACACAGGCAUGA